GAAACAGCCACAGAUGAUCAUGAAGCAAACCCCGACAUAAAACAAUCCAUCAUGGAGGACAGCGAGGAGCACAAGGGAGCUGAAACAGAGAGAACACAUUCAAAAGAAGAGCUGGAAGAAGAGGAGGAGAAGAAAAGAGAAGUUGGAGUGAAGCGCUGGAGUCAUGUGAGCAAACUGUCCCACAAGAGAGUAGAGGCAAGCCCAAAGCUGGAUGAGCACUGGGAAGCACCACAGCACUCUAAGGAGAGAGAAGGUCAAGAGGGGGAGCUGUGGAGGAGCCCUGAGGAGCAGGAGCUGCAGCUCAUGGCACAAACUCAACCACAGGACAAACGAGAUGAAGAGGGCAGCGGCAGCAGAAAGACAGGGGAUGCUGAGAUCGAAAGUCUGGCUGCCAUUGAGUCUGAACUGGAGAGUGUGGCUCAGAAGCGCCAUGAUCUGAGACGAGGCUGAGCUGCUCCAGCUCUUCUUCUCUUUCCACUUUGCCCUUCAUCUCUCCUUCAGUAGAAAGGCAUGUUAACUGGAGAUGAGGCUCUCACCUUCUUGCUCAGUCCACAGCAGUGCAAGCUCUUAUCUCAGCGCCGCAGAUUCUCUGCUUAUUCCCUCCAUGUGUAAAAUGAAACCUCAAAGUGACUUCUCUGGUGUCAGACAUUCAGAGGUCCCUUCACUUUUGUCUCCCAGCUCCUCCGCUUUGCUUUAUUGUGCUUGCUUCCUGAAGAAAUUUGGGCAUUGAGUACAUUUAAUGUAAAAUAUUUGCUACCCAGAAUGAUCACACUGGGUUGAAAUUUUAAUAUACGUAAGGAUAUAUAUCUGAUAGAUUGUACCUGAUAUUAUGGAGUCUUAUGAUCCAUAGGCAAUAAUGUUUUUAUUAGAUAUGGUGAUGACUGUAAUUAAAUGCUUUUUGGGUUUCAAGAAAACAAAUAAAGAUCAAAAAGAAGUGUUUCAAACUGAUUCCACAAAGUGUGAGUCUGAACUAAACCUCAAAGCGACCCAAAACUGAUGUCAGUACAGCAGACAAUCAGUCAAAGAAUUUUUUGUGCUAAAGUUUGAUUUUAUUGUCCUUUUCAUUCUUUUGUUAUUUAAGAGGCUUUUUUCUGUCUCAAAAUAAAAAAUGACCAUAUUUAAAAACUAUACAUCAUGUACAAGUAUAACGUGAUGGAGAUAAAACAGACUAACAAACUUACAUUGUCAAAAUAGCAAAUUUAAUACAUUUGUCAAUCAUAUUUCAGGGAAAGUUCACCCAACAAUGCAAAUUCUG
Molecule: messenger RNA, 1255 nt
Organism: Sinocyclocheilus anshuiensis
Lineage: Eukaryota; Metazoa; Chordata; Actinopteri; Cypriniformes; Cyprinidae
Product: chromogranin-A-like
Exons: 2
Coding region: 52-450 (132 amino acids)
Source: RefSeq, a predicted model, not a curated record